GGACCGGCGGUCACCAGCGUGGAAGCGCGCCGCCCGCUAGGCCACCCUCGACCCGCCCAGACGCCUCGCCCCGCCCGGAUAUUCCCGCAAGUAGCCGAACCGGCCUGACGAGCCCAACUCGCGGCUCCCGGCAGCAGCAGGUGGCCCCGACUCCCCACAGUCGCGCUGCCCCGUGGCGCUCCGGAGCCCUCUCGGCAGCGCUCGCCGGCGGGAUGGAGGUGGACGGGGACCCGGAGGAGCUAGCCCGGCUGCGCUCCCUCUUCGCCGCCUGCGACGCGAACCGCUCCGGGCGCCUGGAGCGUGAGGAGUUCCGCGCUCUGUGCGCUGAGCUGCGAGUGCUGCCUGCGGACGCCGAGGCCGUCUUCCAGCGGCUGGACGCCGAUAGCGACGGCGUCAUCACCUUCCAGGAGUUCGCGCGCGGCUUCCGUGGGGCCCGGCGCGGAGGACGGCGCCGGGUCUGGGGACCCUUAGAGCCCUCGCCUGAUGCAGCGGAGCCGGGACCCGAACCAGCGGACUGCGGCGAAAACAUGGGCAAUCUGGACGCCGCCUCGGAUCUGUCCGCCCCUUGGGGCCCGACGAACCUGGGCCGGGCUUGGCAGGAUUUCCAGGAGAGACUGGGGGAGGAAGCCAAGUUCAUCCCCAGAAAAGAGCAAGUUAGCACCCUGUAUCAAAACAUCAACCUUGUGGAGCCAAGACUAAUUCAGCCUUAUGAACACGUGAUCAAGAACUUCAUUCGCGAGAUCAAACUUCAAAGCACAGAAAUGGAAAACCUGGCUGUUGCUGUGAAGAGAGCCCAGGACAAGGCAGCCAUGCAGUUGAGUGAAUUGGAAGAGGAAAUGGACCAGAGAAUUCAGGCUGCAGAGCAUAAGACCCGGAAAGAUGAGAAACGCAAAGCGGAGGAAGCCCUCAGUGACCUCAGACGUCAAUAUGAAACGGAAGUAGGAGACCUGCAGGUUACCAUAAAAAAACUGAAGAAGCUUGAAGAACAAUCAAAACACAUAAGUCAAAAAGAAGAUGUGGCAGCAUUAAAAAAACAAAUUUAUGACUUAUCAAUGGAAAAUCAGAAAGUUAAGAAAGAACUUUUAGAAGCUCAGACAAACAUAGCCUUUCUUCAGAGUGAACUAGAUGCUUUGAAAAGUGAUUAUGCUGACCAGAGUCUAAAUAAUGAAAGGGAUCUGGAAAUAAUCCGAGAAUACACAGAAGAUCGAAAUAGUCUUGAGAGGCAAAUUGAAAUACUCCAAACAGCUAACCGGAAGCUGCAUGACAGUAACGAUGGCCUUAGGAGUGCCCUUGAAAACAGCUACAGCAAAUUCAACAGAUGCUUGCGCAUAAAUAAUAUAUCACCAGGGAACACGAUAUCUAGAAGCAGUCCCAAAUUUAAUGGUCAUUCUCCUCAACCUCUGGGAUAUGACAGGUCAUCCCGCUCUUCCUACGUGGAUGAGGACUGUGACUCGUUGGCCCUCUGUGAUCCUAUGCAGAGGAUGAAUUAUGAAGUCGACAGCCUGCCUGAGAGCUGCUUUGACAGCGGCUUGUCUACCCUGAGAGAUUCCAACGAGUACGAUUCUGAAGUGGAAUACAAGAACCAGAGGGGAUUUCAGAAUUCACAGAGGGUGCAGGAGAGCUGUGCGGGUGACGCUUCAGACAUGGAUGUUCCUGAUAUAAGGGAUGAAGAAACAUAUGGUUCAGAAGGUGUGGCUUCUGUUUUAGACUGGAAGCCCCAAGGAUCUGUUAGUGGAAGCAGCACAGUUGGUUCCUCAAGAAAGCCCAUCUCAGCUCUUUCACCCCAGACAGAUGUGGCGGGUGAUAACUCCAAGUCUGGUGGUUCACAGAAAGCUUACAAGAUUGUGCUUGCUGGGGACGCUGCAGUGGGGAAGUCCAGUUUCCUCAUGAGACUUUGCAAGAAUGAAUUUCGAGGAAAUACAAGUGCCACAUUGGGAGUUGAUUUCCAAAUGAAAACUCUCAUUGUAGAUGGAGAGCAAACAGUUCUGCAGCUCUGGGAUACAGCUGGGCAGGAGAGGUUCAGAAGCAUCGCCAAGUCUUACUUCAGGAAAGCAGACGGCGUUUUGCUGCUGUAUGACGUCACUUGUGAGAAAAGCUUUCUUAAUGUUCGAGAAUGGGUAGACAUGAUUGAGGAUGCAACCCACGAGGCUGUUCCUAUCAUGUUGGUAGGAAACAAAGCUGAUCUUCGUGAUUCUGCUGCUUCAGAGGGUCAAAAAUGUGUGCCUGGAUAUUUUGGAGAAAAACUUGCCAUGACCUAUGGGGCGUUAUUUUGUGAAACAAGUGCCAAAGAUGGUUCCAAUAUAGUAGAAGCUGUUCUCCAUCUUGCUCGGGAGGUGAAAAAAAGAACUGACAACGACGACAGCAAAUCCAUCACCAAUCUGGCUGGGACCAAUUCCAAAAAGUCAACACAGAUGAAGAACUGCUGCAAUGGUUAAAUCCCAAACAUCCUCAACUGAUCUAUACUUCAUUUCCAGAAUACUGAAUUUUGUGACUGGUUUGGUUUCUAGUAAAGUGGUUCAUCCUAUUGACACUGUCCUAUGGAGAGUUAGAGCAUGAGAGAUCUGAACUGUACUCUCAGGUCCCUCUGGGACCUCAGCUCUUCUUUGCUAUAUCCAGAAGAACAAUUUGUGCCUUCUGAUCCUCAUAGAGUCUUAAAAGAUAUCAUGUAAAUGUUUUUAAUGUGAUGAAAAAAAGGAUCACAUGCUUAAAUUCAAGCUCCAGAAGAAACUCACAUUACUAUAUUGAUGAGGUAGUGGACUCUGUAGUUAACCUAUGACAAUGUUUACUUAAAAUAUUUGAUACUAGAACACUAUUAUAGCACCUUAGAUCUAUGUCCUCUCUGUCAAAGCAGCAGCUGGCUUCAAAAACCUUGUAGUCCUUGGUACCUCUCAGAUGCUGUAGCACUUUAAGCACAAGGAAGGAAAACAUGAUGACCUGCAGUUAUUAAGGGCUGUGAUUGUUUCUACUUUUUAAAUACUGGAAUAUUGAUUUUUGUACUUCUGAUGUGAGAACAGAAUUUAAUUGAGAAAAAAUGGUUGUAUUUUAGGCUUCAGUGGAACUGGAGAUAUCUAUUUUUAUAUAUAAAGAAAACAUGUUUGCAAAAAAUUUGUAUAUAGAAAGAACUGUACUUUAUAAUCUCGAAAUAGUUACAGAUAGUUUAAAUUCAGUAUGAAAAAUUCUAAUGAAAACAUGUAAAACCACAUACUACUGAAAUUACCAAGCCCUGAAAAGUUGUUCCUCUUUAUUUAAAAUGUACACUGACCAGUGGUUACCAGAGACUGAGGAAAGGGAAACUGGGUAUGCAGUUUCUUUUGAGAGUGAAAUAGAAUUAAAAUUGUAGUAAUUAUUGCAUAACUUAAUGAAUAUACUAAAACCACUAAAUGUUAUACUGUAAAGAACUGAUUUUGUGGCAUGUGAAUUUUAACUCAUUAAAAUGUAUUAGCACUUAGGACAGUUUAAUGUUUUACCAAAUGAAAAUAUUCAUGCUGGUUUCAGACCUUCCCAUGGUUUAAGAUAUAAUCUGCAAUAUAAUACAAAUCCCCUAACUCCCUAGUUUCAGACAGUAACUUUCUUAAAUAAUGAAGAAUAAAAGAAGCAGUAUCCAUGGUUUUUGGAGGGAAGGGAAUUGUAAAAGAGGAAUUGCCAUUGAGAAUGGUGAGCUAGGGUCCUUUGUUUAACAUAACUUCUGACUCUUCAUCACCAAUGAAGUGUUCAGUCUUGCUCUCCUUCUAGAACCUACAGGGUCCCCCAGACUUCCCCAUUGGAACUUCUCUAAGAGCCAUGGAGGCAAUAUCAGGCCCAAGGGUGAGCCUGGCUUUCAAUGAUGUGAACCAAUUAAGUUGCUUCCAGCAAGAGAUUUGAACUUAUCUUGGCUCCUCCAGGUCCAGACUCCAAGUAUCCUGCUGAAAAACCUAAAUAAGAGCUGUCAUUUGUUGUAUGUUAAAAACAUUUCUUUUUGUUAAAUUAAAAUAAUUCUAUGUAGCAGUCAUUUUCCUAUUUAUGAUUUUUAUGGUCAAACUCCUCAAGGUUUUUUUUUUUUUUUGGCUUUUAAAAACUUGCCAAGACAUUUUAAGACUUAUUAUUUUUGCUAGGAAGUUGGAUCCUCAGUAAUUCUGUCAUGAAUUCAUGUUUAAUGUUUUAUGGUUUUUGGUCCCAGAGAAGGAUUCCAGUUCUGAUGAUAGUGCCUUGCUUGUGGGACAUUGUAAAACAAAUUGUCAAAAUAAAUGGAGGUGGGAUGAGUGGUUAUUUUUGUUUCAUGUGGUAUGGUGAAACAAAGUUUUACUGUACUGUGCCACAGUGGUGGGUCUGGAGUUCAGUGAGGUUGGUUGGAGGUGUGCUGACAAAUAGGACACUCAUUUGGGUUUUGUUAUUCAAUACUGUUUAGUAUACGUGUUACUGUAUUACAUGUAUUUAUUUCCUUCAAAAUGUCUCUUUUUAUUUGUCUUACAAUCUGUAAAUAAGAAUGUACCUUUAGCUUAGAAGUCUUAUCUUGAUCUUUGCCUCUGGAUCAUGCUGCCAGCAUACCCAUAUUGAUUCGGAGACUGCUUAGGAGCCUUUGAUGGGCAAACCAUUCAUCUUCAGCUAUCAGAGCACUUAUAAAUAUUUUGGCAGUUUAAUCUAAAUAAGAGAUUUUUAUCUCUGGUUAGCAAAGUUGUUUAAAGAAAGCUACUUUAAAAAGAUUCCUUGCUGGGGGAUCAUGAUUGUUUACCCACAUUUUGUUUUGUGAAGGUGUUCUCUGAUUUAAGAUGUAUUUUCUGUGAGGAUAAGAAUAUUUAAUGCUUUUAACUUAGACUUAAUUGGAUAUGUUUGAUUAUUCCUAUGGAUGUAACUUAUCUUGUCUCUGUUUUUCCUUUGAGAGAUUUUAAAAUCACAGUCAUACUACACUCCUUUUUAUGUACCCUGACACAUUGAAUAAUAUUUUAAUUUCAUUAUGGAAAAUAAUGUUGGAUAAGGAGGCAUUUUUCACUGCUAACUUUAAGCCCCAUGCAUUUCCAUAAUUUAUUUUUUCCACUUGCUGCUUUAUAUGAUGUAUGUGACAUUUGAUUAUUUAAUACUAGAUGUGAUUUGCAUAAAUCCAGGCCACAUAACCUCCUGCUGAAGAUAAAAUUGAGGUUAAAGAUAAAGAUUUAUUUUCAUAUUUAUACAGUGAUUGGCUUCAGAGUGAUGGUUUUGUAGGCUUUUAUUGUAUGUGUAUGUAAGAAAUUUCAUAUGUAUAUAUUAAGUAGGCCUCUGAGAAUUGAAUAAUUGUUUUAUGAUUUUGAUUUAUAAGGUUUACAUUUUCAUGGUUUGGGCCAUAUUUCGUUUAUACUGUUUAUUUCUCUUCAAACCAUUAAUAAUUAUACCAUAAAGUGUAAUUUUAUAGCAAUGCAAAUGUCUAAGGAACUACAAAUAUUUUGUGCUUUGUAAAUUCAAUAAA
Sciurus carolinensis (gray squirrel) is the source of this 5416-nucleotide messenger RNA. RefSeq names its product RAS and EF-hand domain containing (gene Rasef). The transcript is spliced from 17 exons. The record is from RefSeq and is a predicted model, not a curated record. Gene Ontology annotation, molecular function: calcium ion binding; GTPase activity; GTP binding. Lineage: Eukaryota; Metazoa; Chordata; Mammalia; Rodentia; Sciuridae. The coding region runs from base 213 to 2435 and encodes 740 amino acids.